Aspergillus affinis is the source of this 756-nucleotide messenger RNA. Its product is annotated as dynactin subunit 5. Bases 1 to 756 code for a protein of 251 amino acids. The record is from RefSeq and is a predicted model, not a curated record. NCBI's taxonomy places the organism in Eukaryota, Fungi, Ascomycota, Eurotiomycetes, Eurotiales, Aspergillaceae. The transcript has a single exon.
AUGCCACCUAAAGCCGCAAAGGGCGAAUACAUCGAGACCGUAUGUCUAAAUGACACUCACCCAUUCCAUUGGCAAUUCCUCCCCAUAAACAUGAACUCCAACACAUCUAUCUCAUCCCAUCUCAUCUCACCAAAAAAAAAAAAAACAAAACAGGACACAGGAAACAAAAUAUCCCGCCGGUCCCAAAUCCACGGAACCCAGCAUAUCAUCCUCGGCGGAAAGACCGUGAUCCAAGCGGAGGCCGUCAUCCGCGGAGACCUCUACCGCUCCUCUACCUCCUCCUCAUCAUCCUCAGCAGAGCACCACGGCCACGGCAGUCACGGCCAUCACCACUCCUCCUCAACCUCGGCUCCAGCCUCUACACCCUCCGUUGCUAUCACGAUCGGCCGAUAUAGCUAUAUCUCGCGCCAGGCUGUGUUACGACCGCCCUCGCGUCUACACAGAGGCGUACAUUCCUUCUACCCGCUCAAGAUCGGCGACCAUGUGUUUGUGGGCGAGCGCGCGGUCGUGGAGGCCGCGACCGUCGGGAAUCAUGUGCAUAUCGGGCGGGAGGUUGUCAUAGGGAGCAUGGCAAUUUUGAAGGACUUUGCGUAUGUGCUUGACGGGGCGGUCGUGCCGGCGGGUAUGGUUGUGCCGAGUUGGUGUGUUGUUGGGGGCGCGCCGGCGAGGAUUGUUGGCGAGGUCGGGGAGGGGUAUGGAGUUGAGGGGGCGGAGGGGGGGAUGGCGAGGGAGAGGUAUAGGGUUGUUGGGAGGUGA